This is a messenger RNA of Durusdinium trenchii, 1697 nucleotides long. The record is from the annotation of a GenBank genome assembly. NCBI's taxonomy places the organism in Eukaryota, Dinophyceae, Suessiales, Symbiodiniaceae.
GCAUCAACAUCGACAACCCUGGGAAGAUCACCGACUUCUACGACGUCGGGAGAUCGAUAGGUGAGGGCUCCUUCGGGUCCGUCUUCAAGGCCUCGGUGAAGGCCACGGAGGCCAUCCGCGCGGUGAAGCGGAUCCCGCUGCCCAAAGCAGGCCGCGACAAAGACACGCGGCUGGACUUUUUAAAGGAAGAGAUUCGAGUGGCAAAGCUCUUGGAUCAUCCGGGUAUUGUGAAGCUUUUUGAAGUCUUCGAAGACCACAAGAGUGUCUACAUGGUCAUGGAACUGUGCAGAGACGGCGAUUUGGAAGAGCACGUGAUGGAGGGCGGCCUGAGUGAAUUGGACGCCGCUACGGUCAUGCAACAAGUCUUGCGGGGAGUCGCCUACAUGCACGCCCACAAGAUUUGUCAUCGUGACUUGAAAUCGGAGAACAUGCUCUUGGUGCUGCGGCCGCCAGCCAAGAAGGGCACCAAACAUGCACAUUCCAAGUUUGAGAGUGCAAUCCGCAUCUCGGACUUUGGCCUCUCCUGCUCCUAUGAGGACGGACAAGUAUUGAAACGGAACUGUGGCACUGACAGCCACAAGGCACCGCAGGUGUAUGCUCACGCGUACAACUACAAGUGCGACGUGUGGGCGUGUGGCGUGAUCAUGUACUUUUUGCUGAGCUGUCGAUUGCCCUUCGAAGGCAGAGACGCAGAGGAGCUUCACAAGAAGAUCAUGGCCGCCAAAGUCACGUGGUGUCAGGAAUGGAUGUCAAGAUCUGGUGAAGCCAUGAACUUGGCCAAGCAGAUGUUGAUGAACAACGAAGCGAAUCGCAUGGAAGCUGCCCAGGCUCUGAAGCACAAGUGGUUCAGCAAGCAGGUGCCUCGCAGGAGGUUGGCUGCAGUGGACCAGGAGAUUUUGCAUUCACUGCGCGGCUUCCGGAAGCUCAACAAGUUCCGGAAGGUCUCUCUGGCCGUGAUUGCCAGCAUGUUGCCUGAGAAGGUCAUCCGCCCUGGGCGGGAUCUGUUCGUCUACCUGGACAAGGAUGGCGAUGGCGAGGUGCUCUCCGUCACAACACGGCUUCCGACCAUUCCAAGUAAGAACACAGAGCCGGCAGCCAAGCCGUCCUUGCAUAAGCAGGCGUCCUUCCAGGCUGACGGGCAGUACCCAGCCUUUAGCUACACCGAAUUUCUGGCUGCGACCUUUGAUCGCUCCAAACACUCCACUGAAGCCGUCUGCAGAGCAGCCUUCCGCUGCUUUGACAAGGAUGGCUCGGGGCAGCUGGAACCCAGCGAGCUGGUGGAUGGCUACCUUUUGGGGAAGCUGGAAGCUGAGGAGGUGGAGCGAAUCAUGGAAGAGUUGGAUGCCAAUGGCGAUGGGGAAAUCGAUUUCCAAGAAUUUAUGACCAUGAUGUCUCACCAGGAGACCCUGGGGGACUCGGACGGUGUUUCGCUAGUCUGCAGGAAGCGGAUGGUCUGGGGGGGGGCGUGUGAGUUGGGCUCGGCUCACAUGGAGACCAUUGGUUUGGAGAGGCAGAUCGGAUCUUGGGCGGGCCGGACACUGUCACAACUCAGCCAUCGGUCGAGAGAAGGCCUGAUGGAAAAUCCUGACUUUGAAAGGUGCACUGUGUUCAAUACAUUUGAAUACACUACUGCGAAUUGCAGUAUCCAUGGAUGGUAUUCCCUUGGAUCACAGAAGAACAACAGUGACCUACAAUGA